UCGGAUGGAAACGACGAAACUAUGCAACCAUCAUUUAGUGGGCAGCAACAUCAUGAUGUUCCAGAACCAGAACCGUCAACGAGUGGUCAACAAAUCGAACAUGAGCUGGAUAUGGUACCAUCUAUUCCAUCAUUGGAGUCAAUUCCGUCAACAGAUCAACUACAGGGUCCCCAUAAUAUUGAGAAGUUUAAUACCAUUGCUGAAACAUUGAGUUUAUCGCCAAUCUCAUCUAGAAACAUGAGAAGUAUGGAAUAUCGCAUAAACAAAUCAUUGCAGAUUACGAAAGCAGUUCGAAAAAAUAUCUUCGGAAUAGAUUCAACGGAUGUUGGCAAAGUGGAGGCGUAUGACGAGAUAAUUAUGCAGUUAAAGGAUAAGUUCAAUCACCCUACAACUGACAGAAGCGAACAGAUUAAAAUACUAUCUGUACUUCCUAAGUCUUGGUCGGUAAAUAAAAUCACAAGAGAGUUUAACGCACCAAUGUAUAUGGCGAGGCAGGUGAAGGAUCUUGUUUAUGAACAGGGUAUUCUUUGUACCACCGAAAAAAGAAGGGGGCAUGGUAUUGAUGACGAUACAAAACAAAUAGUAAGAGAAUUUUUUGAUGAUAAUGAUAUCAGCAGGCCAAUGCCAGGAACAAAUGAUUUUGUUUCUGAGGUUCGAAAUGGAAAAAAACAACAAGUUCAAAAACGACUUUUGAUGAUGUCGCUCAAAGAGGCUUAUAUGAUUUUUGUAGAUAUGUACAAAACUGUGAAUAUUGGUUUCACAGUAUUUACACAGUUGCGACCAAAGCAUUGUAUUUUACUUGAUUCUACUGGUAUACAUAAUGUAUGCAUAUGUACUAUUCAUGAAAAUGUAAAUUUAAUGUUCAACAGUAUAAGAAUUGUGUCACAAGAUGAAAUAAUACAAAAAAUGCUUUGCGAUAUUUCCACCAGAACAGAUAAUUGCUUUUUCCGUGCUUGUGAAAAGUGUGCUUGUAAUGAACACAUUGAAGAGGAACUUACAUUGAUAUUAGAAUCAAAUGACAAAGAAGAGAUUAUAUUUCAGCAGUGGUUGAAUACUGAUCGCUGUAAUUUAGAAACGAUUAUUAAACCUGUUGAUGAAUUUGUUCCGUAUCUUGUUGAUAAAAUUGACAAACUUAUAACACACGACUUUAUUCAUAAACAACAAUCAUCAUUUCUCAGAAAUAAAAAAGAUACAUAAAAGGAUGAUGAAAUUCUUGCGAUUUGUGAUUUCUCUGAAAACUAUUCAUUCAUAAUUCAAAACGCUGCUCAAGGAUAUCAUUGGAACAACUCGCAAGCAACAAUACACCCAUUUGAAAUUUACUAUAUGAAAGAUAAUAAACUUGUAAAUGUUAGCUUCAUUAUCAUAUCGGAAGUAAUGGCUCACGAUACAGUUGCGGUCCAGUUGUUCAUCUCAAAAAUGAUAGAUUUUAUGAAACAAUUAACGAACUUUUCUAAAAUUUAUUUUAUGUCUGAUGGGGCAGCAUCACAAUACAAAAAUAAGAAGAACUUUGCUAGUCUAUGUAGAUUCCAGUCAAAGCAUGCAUUAAGAGCAGAAUGGCAUUUUUUUGCAACGUCCCACGGUAAAGGUCCAUGUGAUGCUAUUGGUGGCACUCUCAAGCGAAUGGCAAAGAGAGCAAGUCUUGCUCGAGAUUAUGGAAAUACCAUAGCAACUCCACGACAGUUAUAUAACUGGGCAGUUGUACAGACAGAUAAAAAUAUAACUAAAUUAAAUUUCUGUUACGUAUCCACUGAACAGUACAUUAAAAUGUCAGAAGAUCUCGAAGAAAUAUAUAAUAACGCCAAAACAAUACCAGGCACUCAGAAAUUCCAUAGUUUUUUGCCUAUUCCUGGCGACAAAGUAAAGGCAAACAGGUAUUCUAAUUCAGAAGAUGAACCAAAAAUAUUUAGUAUGAUCGGAAAAAAAUAGAAAAGAACAUGUUUGAAAUUGGCUCUAAGACACAUAUAUAUAUAUAUAUAUAUAUAUAUAUAUAUAUAUAUUUGAAAAAUUCAUAAUUAUAAAUAAUUGUAUAUUUAAAAGUGCACUUCAAUACAUAUUGCGAUCAAACAUUACAUUUCCUAAGAAAAUACAUUUGUAAUAUUUUGAAGUUUUUUAUGUAUAGGAAAACCCUUCCAAAUGAUUGAAUAAAUAACACAAAAUCUCCUAGAAAAUUGAGUUUCAUUGGAUUCUGGGAUUGUUAUGGCCUUCACUGGUUUUAUUGUUGAUAACAAAAUACACUGAAAAAAAAAAUCAUUCGAACAAGAAAAAGUUUUUGUUAGAAAAACUUUUUUUCCUUAAAAGUGCCUAUCUUGUGAUGUAUGGACGGUUGGUAGGGAACAUAAUUACCUGUCUUGAGACAAAAUUUCAUCAAAACCAAAAAUGGUGUUUUUUUUUAAAUCAACUUUGAAUUUUUAGAAAUGAUUUUUUUCAGUGUAGGGGUCAUUUUGGAUUUUUUUCAGUAUUUUUUUCUUAAAAUUUGACUUAUUUUGUGAUAAUCACCCAUACAACACUUUUUUGUAGGAGUAGUCAUUUUUUGAUUAAAAACAUUUUUAAAAAAUCCAUAAAAAAAGUUUAGCCCUUUUCAAAAGUCAGUCGAGAAAAAAAAUUAGAAAAAUGAGUAUGCAAAGUGGCUUAUCUGGGCAAGGUCUACACACCAAGAAAGUUUCGUUGUAAUCUGAGAGGGUGCUGCCAACAUUUGUUCGAGUUGGCGCGAAAUCCGUCUAUUAAU
Aedes albopictus (Asian tiger mosquito) is the source of this 2725-nucleotide messenger RNA. RefSeq lists its product as uncharacterized. NCBI's taxonomy places the organism in Eukaryota, Metazoa, Arthropoda, Insecta, Diptera, Culicidae. The coding region runs from base 22 to 1197 and encodes 391 amino acids. The transcript has 2 exons. The record is from RefSeq and is a predicted model, not a curated record.